This is a messenger RNA of Penicillium atrosanguineum, 1572 nucleotides long. RefSeq names its product sugar porter family MFS transporter. Bases 1 to 1572 code for a protein of 523 amino acids. Gene Ontology annotation, biological process: transmembrane transport; carbohydrate transport. The transcript has 4 exons. Gene Ontology annotation, cellular component: membrane. Gene Ontology annotation, molecular function: carbohydrate:proton symporter activity. The record is from RefSeq and is a predicted model, not a curated record. NCBI's taxonomy places the organism in Eukaryota, Fungi, Ascomycota, Eurotiomycetes, Eurotiales, Aspergillaceae.
AUGGCUUUCAUCUUAGUGACAUUAUGCUGUGCCUUUGCAGGCUUAGGCUCGUUCUUGUUCGGGUAUGACUCGGGCGUCAUCUCGUCGAGUAUUGAGCAGGAUGCUUUCAUAGACCGAUUUGGGUCUCCCCAACUAUCUGAUGCGGCCAGUGGAGGAAUCAUCUCGUCCUACACCGGAGGGGCCAUUGUGGGCUCGCUGCUUGCACCUUAUAUCUCUGAUUCCUUUGGACGCAGAAUGGUGAUAUUCAUCGGUGGUUUUCUUGCCACUCUAGGGGCUGCGCUUCAGGGAGGGGCGGUCACUAUUGCGAUGCUAAUCGCUGGUCGAUUCAUCGCCGGGCUCGCCAUCGGCAUGAUGUCUGCAACUAUUCCCGUCUACUGCAGUGAGAUUGCGCCGCCUCAUAUUCGCGGCUUGCUAGCAAGUAUGCAACAAUGGAUGAUUGGAGUGGGAAUUAUGGUUGCCCAAUGGGUCGGAUACGGCUGUUCGCUACGCACAGGCGAAUUCACCUGGCGAUUCCCGCUAUCAUUGCAAACAGCACCCGCGCUGAUUCUCACCUGUGGGAUCUGGUUUCUCCCCGAGUCACCGCGCUGGCUGAUCGAAAUCGGCAACGAGCAGGCAGGCCGCUCUGUGCUGACCCGCCUACAUCUGAACCACGGUGCAACCAAUGGGCAACUCGUUGAACAUGAACUCAACCAGAUCAACGCGAGCAUUUCUCAUGAAAAUGGAUCAGUGGUCCGCUCUUGGCGCCAGGUCCUUCUUUCCAAACAAUGGCGCUACCGACUCCUUCUCGCCUGCGGCCUGCAAGCAUUCACGCAAACAUCUGGCACAAACGUAAUUCAAAACUACGGUCCUAGGUUAUACAAAUCUCUGGGACUAUCAACAUCGACUUCUCUCAUGAUCAUUGGAGUCUGGGGAGCUCUGGCAGUCCUCUGGAACACGCUUUUCAUGCUUUUUAUCGACAAAGUCGGACGACGAAAGCUACUCAUUCCAUCACUGCUGGGCAUGGGCGCCGCCAUGUGCGUCGAAGCCACGCUCGCCAAACACAUUGAUUUUAGCGACAGCAAUGCCAACCGAGACGCACUCCGCGCAGCGAUCGCCAUGUUCUUUGUAUUCUCUUUUUUCUUCACUGCCCUCGGUCUGAUUUCCUGGAUCUACCAGUCCGAGAUCUUCCCUACAGCAAUCCGAGCCCGUGGAUCUUCGAUGGCUACUGCAACGAACUGGACUUUGAACCUGAUCUUUGCGCAGUGCUCGCCUAUUGCGCUCACGAAGCUCGGAUCUAAGUACUUCUACUGUUUUGUCGGGUUCAACUGGGCUGCCGUCUUCUUGGUUUACUUCUAUUUCCCAGAGACUGUUGGUCGGUCUCUCGAGGAAGUGGAAGAAGUGUUCAAGGAGACGAAAGAAGAGCCUGAAAUCACAGCUGGCGAGGCCACCCGUGAACGUGCACCAUCUCGAUCACACGUCAAGCACAAAGGCAUAGAUCCGCUGUCUAUGCAUCCAACUGCUACAAAUGGCAGUUGGAGUAGCAAGAGCGCAUCUUCUCCGAAGGUAUGGAGCAAGAAAGCGGAAGAAGUAUGA